Messenger RNA from Arxiozyma heterogenica, 4767 nucleotides. RefSeq lists its product as uncharacterized. The transcript has a single exon. The coding region runs from base 1 to 4767 and encodes 1588 amino acids. The record is from RefSeq and is a predicted model, not a curated record. NCBI's taxonomy places the organism in Eukaryota, Fungi, Ascomycota, Saccharomycetes, Saccharomycetales, Saccharomycetaceae.
AUGCAGACAUUAAUUUUGUGGUCCUUACUAGGAUUACUUGUGACCAAAGUAAGUGCUGCUACUACAACUAUUUCAACACCAACAACCUUGUCUGGUGAUCAAACAUUUUCCGAUGAUAUCGUAAUUGAAUCAGGUGCUACUCUUGCAUUAAUAUCUGGUUCUUCAUAUUCUUUCAAUGGCAAUAUUGACGUUAAAGGUUCUUUAGACAUUAUUGGUGAUUCAACAAACGGGUUAACUAGUCUACAAUUUGGUUCUACUACAACAAUUACAAACAGUGGUAACAUCAACAUCGAAAAUAUUAAAUCGGCAGGUUCUGCCAGUGAUUUUGUUAUUGCACCUGCAAGUAUUGAUAACUCUGGUACAUUCACUGUCUCGCAAUUAAAUGCUGCUGCUACUGUGCCAGGUACUAAUUUCACUAUAGCUCCAACAGGUUCCUUCAUUAACACAGGUACUAUUGAUUUUGACACAGCUGAUAAAGGUGGCACCACAAAUGGGUUUUUGUACCUUGGUACUAUGACAAAUAAUGGUAUCAUCAAUUCUGGUGGAUUAUCUGCAUUGCUAGCCGACCAAAGAGCGUAUCAACGUAGUAGAUACGAUAUGAAAGGUAUUGUCUUCAAUAAUCCUAUAGAAGGUGAAGGUGAAGUCACCGGUAAUACUGGGGCUGUAAUUUUUCUUAACACAGAAGUUAUUGGAGAACAAACUUUUAAUGUCCACAAUGGUAUGUAUAUUAUUAAUCCAAAAGUUGUACCAGGUUCCUUUAAAGUUGUGAAUUUUAUCGGAUCAGAAUUCGUUUUUUUAAAUAUAGACUUUAACAAAUGGUAUGCUGAGGAUUUGGGCACCAUACCUUACUACCUUCAGACUAAUUUUGCAGUAGAUGGUCACCGUUACUGGUUUAACUCAAGUUGUACAAAUGAUUAUGCUGAAUAUGCUCAAGGUAAUAUUAUUGUUACACCAUCUGAUCCUCUUUACCAAUUUUAUGGUACUGAUAUAUACAUGAUGGAUAUCAUAGGUUCUCAAUGUCCAUGGUUAUCUGAACCAAUUACAAAGACAACAAUUGUUACUACUAUAGAUUCUAUUACCGAGGCUACCACUCUUUCAACUUUAGUAACCUCUACAAUUAACCAGUACUUCAUUACUGUGUCUGAAAAGAUUUAUCAAGUUGCAGUACCUCCACUAUCUACCACCUACACUACUACUACUGCUGAUAUUUCUGCUCCAACAACAUCUACUUACACUACUACAGUUGUUGAUAGCAAUGGCUCUUUAUCUCCAGAAGUUGUUGUUGUAGUGGUCACCCCAUCUCCAUCUACCACCUACACCACUACCACAGGCCCGGUUUCUGCCCCAACCACAACCACCUACACAACCACUAUUACUGACAGCAAUGGCUCUUCAUCUCCAGAAGUUGUUGUUGUUGUGAUUACUCCAUCUCCAUCUACCACCUACACUACUACUACUGCGGAUAUUUCUACCCCAACUACAACUACUUACACCACUACUAUCACAGACAGUAACGGCUCUCCAUCUCCAGAAGUUGUUGUUGUUGUGAUUACUCCAUCUCCAUCUACCACCUACACUACUACUACUGCAGAUAUUUCUGCUCCAACUACAACCACCUACAUAACCACUAUUACUGACAGCAAUGGCUCUUCAUCUCCAGAAGUUGUUGUUGUAGUGGUCACCCCAUCACCAUCAACCUCCUACACUACUACUACUGCUGAUAUUUCUGCUCCAACAACAUCUACUUACACUACUACAGUUGUUGAUAGCAAUGGCUCUUUAUCUCCAGAAGUUGUUGUUGUAGUGGUCACCCCAUCACCAUCGACCUCCUACACUACUACUACUGCGGAUAUUUCUACCCCAACUACAACUACUUACACCACUACUAUCACAGACAGUAACGGCUCUUCAUCUCCAGAAGUUGUUGUUGUUGUGAUUACUCCAUCUCCAUCUACCACCUACACUACUACUACUGCUGAUAUUUCUGCUCCAACCACAACCACCUACACAACCACUAUUACUGAUAGCAAUGGCUCUUCAUCUCCAGAGGUUGUUGUUGUAGUGAUUACUCCAUCACCAUCGACCUCCUACACUACUACCACCGUUCCAGUUUCUGCCCCAACCACAACCACCUACACAACCACAGUUACUGAUAGCAAUGGCUCUUCAUCUCCAGAGGUUGUUGUUGUAGUGGUCACCCCAUCUCCAUCUACAACCUACACCACUACUACUGCAGAUAUUUCUUCUCCAAUCACAACUACUUACACAACCACUGUUACUGACAGCAACGGUUCUUCAUCUCCAGAGGUUGUUGUUGUUGUGGUCACCCCAUCCCCAUCUACCACCUACACUACUACCACCAUUCCAGUUUCUGCCCCAACCACAACCACCUACACAACCACUGUUACUGACAGCAAUGGCUCUUCAUCCCUAGAGGUUGUUGUUGUUGUGGUUACUCCAGCCCCAUCUACCUUCUAUACGACCACUACUGGUGAUGUCUCUGCCUUGACCACAUCUACCUUCACCACCACUAUUACUAACAGCAAUGGCUCUUCAUCUCCAGAAGUUGUUGUUGUUGUGAUUACUCCAUCUCCAUCUACCACCUACACUACUACUACUGCUGAUAUUUCUGCUCCAACCACAAACACCUACACAACCACUGUCACUGAUAGCAAUGGCUCUUCAUCUCCAGAGGUUGUUGUUGUUGUGAUUACUCCAUCUCCAUCUACCACCUACACUACUACUACUGCUGAUAUUUCUGCUUCAACCACAACCACCUACACAACCACUAUUACUGAUAGCAAUGGCUCUUCAUCUCCAGAGGUUGUUGUUGUAGUGAUUACUCCAUCACCAUCGACCUCCUACACUACUACUACUGCUGAUAUUUCUGCUCCAACCACAAACACCUACACAACCACUGUCACUGAUAGCAAUGGCUCUUCCUCUCCAGAGAUUGUUGUUGUUGUAAUCACCCCAUCUCCAAGUGGCCCAACUAUCUACACCACUACUACUGCGGAUGUUUCUGCUCCAACUACAACCACCUACAUAACUACUAUCACAGACAGUAACGGCUCUUUAUCUCCAGAAGUUGUUGUUGUAGUGGUCACCCCAUCUCCAUCUACCACCUACACCACUACCACAGGCCCAGUUUCUGCCCCAACCACAACUACUUUCACUACUACAGUUGUUGAUAGCAAUGACUCUUUAUCCUCAGAGGUUGUUGUUGUUGUGGUUACUCCAGCCCCAUCUACCUUCUAUACGACCACUACUGGUGAUGUCUCUGCCUUGACCACAUCUACCUUCACCACCACUAUUACUAACAGCAAUGGCUCUUCCUCUCCAGAGGUUGUUGUUGUUGUAAUCACCCCAUCUCCAAGUGGCCCAACUAUCUACACCACUACUACUGCGGAUGUUUCUGCUCCAAUCACAUCUACCUUCACCACCACUAUUACUAACAGCAACGGCUCUUCCUCUACUGAGGUUGUUGUUGUAGUGAUUACACCAUCUCCAUCUACCACCUACACUACCACUACUGCAGAUAUUUCUGCUCCAACUACAACCACCUACACAACCACUGUCACUGAUAGCAAUGGCUCUUCCUCUCCAGAGAUUGUUGUUGUUGUAAUCACCCCAUCUCCAAGUGGUCCAACUAUCUACACCACUACUACUGCGGAUGUUUCUGCUCCAACUACAACCACCUACACAACCACUGUCACUGAUAGCAGUGGCUCUUCCUCUCCAGAGGUUGUUGUUGUUGUGAUCACUCCAGCCCCAUCUACCUUCUAUACGACCACUACUGGUGAUGUCUCUGCCUUGACCACAUCUACCUUCACCACCACUAUUACUAACAGCAAUGGCUCUUCCUCUCCAGAGGUUGUUGUUGUUGUAAUCACCCCAUCUCCAAGUGGCCCAACUAUCUACACCACUACUACUGCGGAUGUUUCUGCUCCAAUCACAUCUACCUUCACCACCACUAUUACUAACAGCAACGGCUCUUCCUCUACUGAGGUUGUUGUUGUUGUGAUCACUCCAGCUCCAUCUACCUUAUCCACUACUACCACUGGUGUAGUCACUGUCCCAAUCACAUCUACCUACACAACUGUAGUCACUGACAGUAAUGGCUCUUCCUCUACUGAAAUUGUUGUUGUUAUAAUCACACCAUCUCCAUUUAGUAGCUUUAUGACAUCACCAAUUUCUGUACCAUCUCCUCUCUAUGGAAACUCCACUAUAUCUGGUGAAAAGAUUGAAUCUACUUUGAGUGGCACUCUAGUUGUUCUGACUAGGGUUGUUAAUGGAGUUACUAUGACUACAACUUAUUGUCCAGAACCAUCUGCAACUUCUGAAACAAGUAUGACUGCUAUCAUUGGUCAUAGUUCUAUUGAAUCUGUUUAUUCAAAGAACCAACAAGAAGAGACCAACUCACUUUCUGCUGCUUCCAACGCAACUCCAGUUAUUUCUGUUACUUCUACUACCCCUGGUCCAGCAUUUACCAAUGGUAAAAAUCACCCAACAUCUAGAAACUCUAGAACAUCUACCACUGUAAUCGGUAAUAAUGAGUCUAGAAGAUCAGAAACAUCGAUGCCUUCAAUGGUGCCACAAGUUUCCCAAUAUAUUCCUGAACAGCCAUCCUCAUCAUCAAUUGCUAUCACAGUACCUCAUGAAGGUGUACCUUCUCUUGUAUCAUAUGAAGGUAAAGGUAGCACCAUGUAUAUGAUGAAGUGGAGUGUUGCCCAUUGCAUUGGUUUAUUAUUAUUCAUGGUAAUUUAA